AUGUCUGACUAUGGUGAUGAGGGCGGCUAUGGCCAGGAGGAGGCCGAUGAUACCUUCUACGAGCCCGAAGAAAACGUCGAGGAGUUCGCCCCCGAUGCUGAGAUCGACGAGGCCGCCAUCGAGGACCGAGCCAAUGCGGCAGACGGCGACGAGAGGACGGUGGUGACCGGCGACCCCAAUCAGAAUCUCCAGAAACCAUCGAGCGAUGCCGACAAGAAGAUUCCGGACGAGAAGAGAACCACUACACCCUACAUGACAAAAUACGAGCGCGCGCGCGUCUUGGGUACCAGGGCUUUGCAGAUCAGCAUGAAUGCCCCCGUCCUGGUUGACCUUGAAGGCGAAACCGAUCCGUUGCAAAUUGCGAUCAAAGAGUUGAACCAGAAGAAGAUCCCCCUUGUUGUCCGCCGGUACCUACCUGAUGGAUGGUAUGAAGACUGGACCUGUGAAGAAUUGCUGUGA
Molecule: messenger RNA, 459 nt
Organism: Capronia epimyces CBS 606.96
Lineage: Eukaryota; Fungi; Ascomycota; Eurotiomycetes; Chaetothyriales; Herpotrichiellaceae
Product: DNA-directed RNA polymerase I, II, and III subunit RPABC2
Exons: 4
Coding region: 1-459 (152 amino acids)
Biological process (GO): DNA-templated transcription
Cellular component (GO): nucleus; RNA polymerase II, core complex; RNA polymerase III complex
Molecular function (GO): DNA binding; DNA-directed RNA polymerase activity
Source: RefSeq, a predicted model, not a curated record